This is a messenger RNA of Spinacia oleracea (spinach), 3514 nucleotides long. RefSeq lists its product as uncharacterized. NCBI's taxonomy places the organism in Eukaryota, Viridiplantae, Streptophyta, Magnoliopsida, Caryophyllales, Amaranthaceae. The transcript has 3 exons. The record is from RefSeq and is a predicted model, not a curated record. The coding region runs from base 1455 to 2756 and encodes 433 amino acids.
UUUCCUUCCUCCACAGUAAACAACAUACGCCAUAGCAGCCUCCUUCUAUGCCCACCCUUAAAUCCUACCACCAUUAUCUUAUUUUUGAUAAUCCUAAUUGUUUAGUUGAUUUUUUGAUUUAAAAAUAAAUAAAUAUAUUAAUGCUUAAAAAUGUCAAACGCAAACAACACAUACCAUAUUCAACCUUUUCACUCAAACAACAAUAAACACCAUCCACAACAUCUACACCAUUGACAACAUCGAUGAAAACAACUCCAACAACAUUAAUGCCCAUUUCUUUCUCCUCCCCCUCCAACGCACCCCAUCGCAUCUCCGGACUCCACUAAGGACAUCUUCAGCACCACCUACAGAAGAACACCAUAAUCCCCAAAUUGAUUUUGUAUAUAACAUAAUUGCGACCGCACGUCGGGUUCGAUGGGAGAAGAAUUGGUUGGAAUUGGAGUUACGGGGUUGCGUGAAUGGGAUUAGGGUGUUGAUUGCUGUUGGAGAUGAAGAUGAGGAUGGUAGAUUGGCAGAGGUAGAGAGUAUCAGGAGUGGGUUAAUGGUUUAGGGAGGGGGGUAGGAUUUCAUGAGUGAGCUAGAGGGUGGUUUUCAGGUGGGGUUGGCAGCAUGGUAGUUGUUGGGAGGGGGUAGAAGAAAGAUCAGAGAAUGAAUAUGGAGGCGGAAGAAAGAGGAAGAAGGAUGAGGAAGGAGGUAGAAAAAUUGACCUUUUUAACCGGUUAUCGGUAACUUGGGUUCAAUAAAAGUUAAUGGGGUAUAAAGGUUGGAUUAUUAAAUAAUAAUUCAUAAGUUGGAUUAUUAACGGAAAAUCGUCAAAAGGUAGGAUUAUUUAAAGUAAUUUUUCCAUUAAGAUAAGUAGCUAAGGUCAAUAGCUAUAACUCUAUCAGGUAAAUAGCAUUAGUCGUUGUUUACAUUUUUUACAUGUACUAUUCACCUUAAUACAAUAAUACCUAAUACCAACUUCUACUUAAUAAGAUGGCACACAGUCACACAUCUACCUGCGUUUUUUUGUUGUCUUUUUCAGGUGCGAAUUAGGGAGGAGGCGUAGUACAAAUUACAAAUGGUUGAAGGACAUUCGAACCUGACACCUAACGUACAUAAACCACCAACAUUGAUCAUUAGGUCAAGAUAUUUUUGGCCUGCAUACUCUCAACUUUGCUAUUCUUGGCUUGGGUAAAGACGGUCGCCCUACUAACAACAACCCUCCCAAUCCGAAGGGUGUGUUUUCUACUCUGUCGACCUACGCGACCCAAGCCAACAAAAAGCGUGGCUCGAUUCGGGAGGAGGUUGUGAGUGAGUCUCCUGCUAAGAAGACAAAGAGGUUAAGCUCCAUACUAGCUCCCAAACCGCUUUCCAUCCGUGCACCUACUGGAGUUGUUUUCAAAACCAUUCAUACUGCUCCCGAUAAUCCUGCUCCAAAACCUGUCUUCAAAAACGUUCAUACUGCUCCUGAUAUGGCCGGUGGUUUUAAAAGUUUGGAUUGCGGUCGCGGUGCUGCCCUUACUGGCAGGCGUCCUCGUGAUCGUAACCAACCCUUCACUCGGGUGAAUCGGUCUCGAGUGGAUGGUACUGCGCAGCCUGCCCCUGACAAGUCUCAGCAGAAGUCUCCUGAGAAGGGUUUUGAAUCAGCUGCCGAUGUGAACAUCGCAGGCCAAGGGGGUGAUGUUGUUGCGGAUGUUGAGCCGAUAGCCCAACCAGACUUGAUGGUUGUGGAUCUUAUGACUCCAACCCGCCAGAACCAAGAGCAAGAGGUAAAUGAUACUGAUGUUGCUGGUAUGGGCCAGAAGACUCCUCCUCUCAUGCCUCCUACUCUUCAUACUUCUUCUGGGUAUGUUCGCCCUAGCCAGAGUGCUGGUACCAGCUCUGGUCUGAACAUGGGUGUCUUUGUCCGUCCUGGGGAGUGGAUUGAGAAGACUCCGAUUUGCCUAUCCCCCAAGAAGAUGAAGUACUUUGAGGUUCCUCCUGGUGAGCCUGAUGAACCCUGGAACCCUAAAAUCGAUCUUCUUCGUGGUGAGUCGAUACUCACCGACGACUGCAAAGGGGGUGGUUGUAUGGGUUGGAGGGCUUUGAAGGAUCUGGCUACUCCUCGCGACAAUCCUGCUGCUGAGAUUGACGCGCCGGCUGCCCAACAUAUGAAUGAUAUGCUCAAGGCUUGCAACUCUGCAGUGGAGCUUGUGAAGCUGUACCUUUGCUACCAGGAGCAGAAUGAGGCCCUGCAGAAGAGGCAAGCUGAUUUGGACCAACAAUUGGGUGAUACCAAACGUGAUCUGGAUCAGAAAUCCUCUGAGCUGGAGAGGUUGAAACAGCGAAACAAAGAGCUGGAGAGUGUUGCGAGCCAGUUGACUGCAGAGGAGAUUAAGAAUAAAGAGUUGUCUGAGAAGCUGCAGGAGGCAGAUGAAAAUGCCAAGACUGCCUACAGAACCGGUGCUCGAGAUGGUGCCUUGCGUUUCACCCGUAGUCAGACUUAUAGCAAACGCAUUACUGAUAGUCACAACGGUGGCUGGUUUGCGGCUCAUCGCUGUGGUGUGCAUGGCAUUGGUCUAACACAGGAGGAUUGCCAGGAUAUUGAGUAUGCAUUCUUGGUGGAGCAGAAGCACAAGGAACCUACUGGUUGGGAGACACAGAUCAUUCCUGAAGAGAUUAUUCAAAAUGCUGAUCCUUUGACUCUCCCUCCCAUUGAGCUGAAGGAAGAAGACUACCUGGAUCCUGCCCUGCUGUCUUCCAGUACCAACCAGACGGAUCAUCAACAAGUUUGAAGGUGCGGGCAGUCAUCACCGGUAUCAUCCUGUGGUUCAUCUGGCGUUGCUGCUUUUAAAGAUUAGUUUAUUUUUUUUAAACGCACUUUUGGUAUCAGCUGUUUGUGGCACUUUUUGCCCUGGGAUAUUUUAUGCUUGUUUUUUGUAAACUUUACCUUGUGCCAUUUUUAAUCAGCUAACAAAUGUCAGUUUUGGUGUUGGCUGUCGAAUUUGCUUUAUUCAGAUGGUGUUGCUCUUAUGUUUAUGAUAUUGUGUUGUUUGCUUUACUUUUCCAUUUUAUGCUUGCCCUCAUUUAUGCAAUUGUGCUGCUUGAAUCUGGUACUUUACCCCGAGUCAGCAAGCUGAUAGUAGCCUUGCUGGCCUACUUUAAGGGUUUGAUUCGUAUCACCCCGAGUCAGCAAGCUGAUAGUAGCCUUGCUGCCCUACUUUAAGGGUUUGAAUCAUGAUAUUUGACUAUACAUUACCCCGAGUCAGCAAGCUGAUAGUAGCCUUGCUGACCUACUUUAAGGGUUUGGUUCGUAUCACCCCGAGUCAGCAAGCUGAUAGUAGCCUUGCUGACCUACUUUAAGGGUUUGAAUCACGAUUUUUGAUUAUACAUUACCCCGAGUCAGCAAGCUGAUAGUAGCCUUGCUGACCUACUUUAAGGGUUUGAUUCGUAUCACCCCGAGUCAGCAAGCUGAUAGUAGCCUUGCUGACCUACUUUAAGGGUUUGAAUCACGAUUUUUGAUUAUACAUUACCCCGAGUCAGCAAGCUGAUA